AUGUCGCGCCGUGCUCCUCCGCCGAUUGAUGGUUUGUACUCCUUGAAGGUUGACAACAUCUCCUACAACACAACACAGGCGGAUUUGCGCAGAAUGCGGACAAGGAGAUGCUGUCGCCACCCUCUAAAAAAACAUUUUUGCCCCACUAUAACGCAAGAUUCUUUGGCGCACGAGCACGCGAAUGAGCCGGGCAUGAGCAAGACGAAGACAUCGAAAGUGUGA
Cylicocyclus nassatus is the source of this 222-nucleotide messenger RNA. Lineage: Eukaryota; Metazoa; Nematoda; Chromadorea; Rhabditida; Strongylidae. The record is from the annotation of a GenBank genome assembly.